Chroicocephalus ridibundus (black-headed gull) is the source of this 1408-nucleotide messenger RNA. RefSeq names its product chromosome 1 C3orf85 homolog (gene C1H3orf85). The transcript has 4 exons. Lineage: Eukaryota; Metazoa; Chordata; Aves; Charadriiformes; Laridae. The record is from RefSeq and is a predicted model, not a curated record. Bases 68 to 397 code for a protein of 109 amino acids.
AUAACAAAGUAUAAAACGAUAUGACUGCCUCCCCUUUACAAAGGAAACACUUUCUGGAUAAUUUGCCAUGUCUCUGAAAAUGUUUCAAAUUUUGGUGUCUGCUCUGCUGUUUACAGGUGUCCUUGGAGCACCUUUUCUGACAGAAGAAUCAGCAAAUCAAUUUAUACGACUUAAACGACAGAUACCAUAUUCUCAGAUCUACUGGGACCCAAGCAGCAGCCAGAAUGCCUGGGGAUACACUGUAGCCGAACAGAUUAGAGAAUCAUGGACAGCGUUGAGAGACACAGCACAAUACUACAUGGACUUCAGUUCUUUUGCCUUUGAUCCUUCAAUUGUCAGUGACAACAUCAGAUCUUACACGGAGAUGCUACAGCAGUCUGGGACUCACCUGCAGUAACAGACAAGGAUGAGCUAUUAAAUCCUACAUGUCUCGUAUCUGGCAAUGUCAGGAUAUGGCAUGUUAUGUAUUUGCCACUAUGUAUUUGAUAAAAUGACUUUAUCUCAUCCCACUGUCUAAACCAGAAAUUAACACACGAAGUCUCUCAUACCACCUAUUUUACAUCUCACUUCUUCUGAUGAAUAUAAGUCACAGCAAGUUGAAUAAGAAGAUGAAGACAAGGCAACCAUUAACUUCUAGCAGAUUAGUUUAAAAAAGCCAUAAAACUGUGUUUUCAGGUGAAACAGUUGUUUGACUAAACAAUUGCUUUUAAAUGUACAUUCCCGCUUCUGUGACUGAAAACCACGUUUCUAUUUUUCAGUAUUUUAGUUUAGCUACACUUUUGAGAGGCAGUUAAGAAACGGAAAUCAGUCACUUUGGGUGGAUAAGAGAAGUAGAGCACGUUUGCUCCAGGUUUGGCCAGUAAGAAGAGCAUACUUCCUGCACUUCAAGUGCAUGCCCAUUUUUUCAAGUACUGGUCUCAAAUUAGUAGAUAUCAUAGUAUACAUCCAUAUCAUGUGUAUGCUCUGCUUUCCACAUGUAAACUUCUGUACUUGGUCUGGAAUGCCAAAACCAACUGAAGCCGCUGCUACCACUGUGAAUUGCUUUUUCUUACUCCGUGGAAGUAGGAGCUGUUGGAAACACUUAGUCACGGCUCCUUUUCUAAUAAAAAUGGUGAUGAUAAAAUGUUUUUCUUUAUGCCAAGUUCUUGAGUCUGGAAGUUGAUCAGAGUCACUUUUUAUCCCUAAAGAGCAGUUUCUAUGUGUUGUGGAUUUGAGGUUCUUUGUGAAUAUGGACUGUAUACUGACUGGAAUGAAUUCAAACAUAAUGUUGUAUCUUCUAAAAAGAAAUGCACGUUCUGGCAUUUUGGCAAUCUCUGCCAUGUUCUUAGGUAUGAAACUAUCCUUAGGCUAUUAUUAAUUUCCUUGGGUGGGACAAUGAGCCUGAAAUUGCCAUUAUUCAUUAGCUGAA